Rubroshorea leprosula is the source of this 637-nucleotide messenger RNA. Lineage: Eukaryota; Viridiplantae; Streptophyta; Magnoliopsida; Malvales; Dipterocarpaceae. The record is from the annotation of a GenBank genome assembly.
CAUCCCGAAUUAAUUCCAAUCCCUACAUUAAUUUCUCUCUACCCUGCCCGGAAAACUGCUCUUCAUCCAAGACAAAGAUGAGCCUGAAUUGCCUGACCUGCCAGGUCCUGCAAAGAACAAAUUCCUACAACGAUGGAGACUGUGGUCAAGUCAAUCAUCAAAAACCUCAUUUCCGACCCGAGAUCACGUGUUGUUUGAGGAACUGGUCGGGGAAUCUUAGCCCACCACCGUUCAGAAGCGGGUCUCUAAUGCCCCCAGCGAAGAAAAAGUUGUUGAUGAAGAGUAGUCACCGCCGGUUAAAUAGCACGGGAACUUUGUCGUUUGAAACAGACGUUGAGCCUAGGUUGGUGCGGAGCAGCGGAAUGAGGAGAGAUUGGAGCUUCGAGGAAUUGAGAGAAGAGACUCGAAAAAGAAAAGGCUGACAAUCUAUAUCAUGCAUGCCAGUCUUUACAAUCUACUUCGGCAUCUCAACAAACAUCAAGAGGUUGUAAAUUAUAUUUCUGUAACUAGAUUUGGUAUGCAUCGCUAACCAUUAAAUUUAUGGGUUUUCUACAUAUCAAUUGAUGUACAAGUUUGUCUAUGAACUAAAUAGUUAAUAGUCGUCUCUUUUUAUUAAAAAUAAAAAAUUUUAAGUUUC